Molecule: messenger RNA, 1026 nt
Organism: Aspergillus nomiae NRRL 13137
Lineage: Eukaryota; Fungi; Ascomycota; Eurotiomycetes; Eurotiales; Aspergillaceae
Exons: 1
Coding region: 1-1026 (341 amino acids)
Source: RefSeq, a predicted model, not a curated record
AUGCCCACUUCCAUUUUAGACCUACCGCGCGAGCUUCUAGACCGAAUUGUUGAGCUCGUGUUGCGCUACGAAACCCCGCCCCCUGAAGGUCCCCUACCCCAAUGGCAAAACUAUGAGCCUUGGUCCCGUGAGGCUGGGGGCGUUCUUUCAUCAGACGACGGCGUUUACAGCGUCAGAUACUGGAGGAAUCAGGAGAAAUAUCAUGAUGCUUGGCAAUCCAACCCUUUAUCCCUUCUGCUUGUCAAUCGUCAGAUUGGCGAAAUAACGAAGAGAAGACUGGAUAAUGCACUUACGCCUUCCGUGUUCGAGCUCGAUGUGAUCAUGAGCGAGGAACAGGAGCUACAUCCAAGAUGGUGUUUUCUUUCAAACCCAUGUCGCCAUGUUGGGGAUUUCACAGUGACGUUUAGGGCCGAUGGUACCAGUCCAACUCCAGCUUGGCGUCGAUACUACCUUCUACCUGACGGCGACUCUCCGCCUCGAAUCCUUUGGGCCUUCUACUAUUUGCUGGAACGCUUCCUGGAAGUUGGCCCCUUGGCUGAGCACAGAAGACCGAAUGAUGAACCGCGUACGGACGAUAUGUUCUUCAGGAUCAACCGGUUAACCUUAGACUUUGUCUCACCAGCUAAGAAGGAAAUGCUAGCACCUGCCGAUCUGAGCUUCUGGGCCUGGUUAAAUGGGGGCGUCGAUGAAGACGACCCAGAAUCAUCAACAUCACCCUGUACAGGGGCUUUCAACUUGCUCAUGCGACCAGAAUGGCUGGCUGAAUUUAUCAGUGAAUAUAUUGGGUAUCUUCUCGGUAUGAGUAUACCUAUGGCACCAUACGGAAAGAUGUUGUAUGAAUAUGUGGGAAGUAUCAGGAUCUGCGUCGAUGGAAAAUUGAUAAAGGAGUAUCGAAUCGACUAUAGGCUACAGGAUCUGAAUUAUGUAGGCCUCGAAGAAGAUUGCAAAAGGUAUUGGGAUUUCCGACGGUGGAAAGAGAAGGUGUAUCGUAUGCGUCAAGAAGCUGGCCUUCCUGUUGUUCUGUGA